This is a messenger RNA of Rhodofomes roseus, 3984 nucleotides long. RefSeq lists its product as uncharacterized. The transcript has 3 exons. The record is from RefSeq and is a predicted model, not a curated record. Bases 1 to 3984 code for a protein of 1327 amino acids. NCBI's taxonomy places the organism in Eukaryota, Fungi, Basidiomycota, Agaricomycetes, Polyporales, Fomitopsidaceae.
AUGGCCGUCUUCGGCCUCUUCUCCAGACGCGACAAGCACAAGCCUCCCCCGGACGCUUCCAGCGAAGCCAAGGCCAGCAUCGACGCGUCUGUCUCCGACACCCAGUCGGUCAACGCCGACUUCGCCUCCACCUCUGCGCAGCCAUCCAACCGCAACGGCCACGCUGUCUACGGCGGACCUAGCAGCGCAUCGUCGAGCAAACUCAUGCUGGGCUUCGGUGCCAAAAAGAGCAAGGCAUCCCACCAGACCGAUGACAAUGGGUAUUUACGCCCUCCACCCUCCGGCCUCCCGAAGCCUCGCUUCCCCAGCUCCAAGUCUGAGUCGGGCCACGAUUCACUAAGCCCUCCACCUUCUCGGUCAGAUCUGUUUGCCUCGUACGGUGCACUGUCGACACGAUCAUUACCCACGACCACAGGCAGCGAGCCUGGGAGCUCCCGGCAGGACUUGGACAAUGCAAGUCGGACGUCGUCGGCGCCCAACGCGAAGAAACCGAAAGGGAUGUUCGCCUGGGCGCAUCGCGAGCGCAAAAAGUCGAAGCCAUCUCCGCCGGAUGCUUCGCCCAUAAGCCCAGAUGAGUCCUUUAACUUGAAGUCGUUCAGGCAUGUUCGCCCCGUCUCGCCAAGUCCCACGGAUAUCCCCCCACGCCCGCCAUCAUCACUUUCUACCUCAGGUCUCACUCCGCCCGUCCGGCCGAGAGGGAACAGUGUGGCUUCCCAGGAUUCCUCACAACGAAUAUCUGUGGCAGCUUUCCGAGAGAUGGCAGCACGGCGCAGUGCUGCAAACUCUCCCUCGCCAUCCUCUGUCGACCUCCGAGGAGAUGGAUCACCAUUCCUGCGUCCACCGUCGUCGUUCACGCAGGGUAUGGCAUCGCCAUCACCACCACCGCCACCACCGCCUUCCUUCCGUCUCUCCAAGCCGACAUCACCAGCCUCCGACUCGACCUCAUCAGAGUCAGACUCGGAAGGGGACGAUGAUGUAUCCGCGGGCUCGUCUACGCUGCGUCCGAAACGUCAUGGGCCAACUGGCACAAUCACCCCACGCUCGGUGGGCAAGGGCUCGUCCGAGCUAGGCCAUCGCGCGAAGCCAACGCCACCUCGAAUGAGGGCAUCGCCUUCCGCUCAAAGCAACGCGAGUGACCGCGGCAGUCUAUACAGCCGCGCACGCGCGUCACAGUCGACAUCUGCGCUUAUGCCAAAUGCGGCGGCUCAGCGCGCUUCUACGAUGUUCGCAGCGCAGAACGCGAACAGUGGUGGCGUAGCGCACAAGAAGCCGCAGAAGGUGGUUGACAGUGACAGCGACUCGACGUCGUCCGAUUCGGAUUCUGACACGGAUUCUGACGAUGCGCCGCUCGCGAGCAAGCUCCUGGGGCACAGGCGGACGGGAAGCGGGACGUCCACUGCCACGGCGGCGACGAACGUGUCUCGCGCGCGCAUGCUCCCGAAACCCCUCAUCGACAUCUCUGGACUUGCCCCGCCGAGUCUUCCGCCUUUGGUAACCGACAAGACACCCUUGCUAAUGCCGAGGACUGCCUCGCAGGAAGCGAAGGACAAGGAAGCGGAGAAGGUGAAGGUCACGGAGGCGGAGAAGGCGAAGGACAAGGAAGGCGACAAGGAGAACGUCACGGUCACCGAAGUGCAGGAGACACCAAAGGAACCGGAGAGGGAGAAGGCGUCCCCGUCGCCUGCUAACGCGAAACCGAGUCUCAAUGACCGUCUAGCGCGACUAGCGGCGAGCGUCUCUAACGGCCGUUCAAAUACACUUGUCAGCCCUGACGAGGCGGAGAAGGCUACUACUGACCGCGGACGCUCACCAGGUCCUCCGACACAGCCCAAGCGCAGCCAGACUUUGCCAGUCGAAGCUAUCGUGACGGAGUUAUCGCCCACCUCUACGGUCCCCAUGCCUUCGAGCUCCCCCACCAAGACUAAGCCGAACGGCCGGUCGUAUUCCGCCUCGAAUACGUUUGAGAGCACUGGUUACCAGGAUUUCUCGGAUCUAAAGCCCAUCGUCCCUACCCACAUCCGUGAACGCUCUCCACCUCCUGCGUUUAGCGUCACAUCGCGUCCAGCAUCGCAGAUGAGCCUAGCUUCGCACGUCCACUUCGGUGCAACGCGAACCGAACUGUCGCCUCCUGGACAGUCUACUAGCCCUCCGCUCACGACUGCACAAGCCAGGCUCAUGGCAGCGCGCACACCCUCACCAGCCACCAUCACAAACCAGCCGCAGACACAAUCUCCCACCGAGCUUCGGUCCCCAACAGAUUCACUACCUCGCCCAGAGUCGCGACCUCGAUCAGAAUCGCGGACGAACUCCUCCCCUUCCAUGCGCCAACAGCCCCUCAUCCCCGACCACAUCCUGUCGUCCUCGAAAGGGUUCACGGGCGGAGGCCUGCUCGCAGGCCCCGCGGUCGCCACAGAUACAGGCCGUGCCUCGCCCGCAUCCGCGUCAUCAAAUUCCACCGCCCCGUCGCGCGCCCGUCGUCGCUCGCAAACGAUGGAGCAGAUGCCGACGCUGCAGACGAUCAAGGAGCCGACCGCGACCGCGACCAUGACCGCCGCGCCGAAGCCUGUGCGCCCGCGCCAGGUCGUGAACCUGCCCGUGUCGACAUCGUCGGAGUCCUCCCAGACGAGUGCGUCUACGUCUGCAUCCGCGUCGGCUCCCAGGUCGGCAAUCCCACCUGCGACGACAAGCGCCCAGCAGCGCGCACGGGCACGGACGAUAGAGACACAGAGGGAUGGCUCAGGACUCGCGAGUCCAAGCACACUGGUCAAUAUGCCGCCUGUGAGGCCGUUUGCGGGUGGUGUACGCGGAUAUAGCCCCGCGAGCUCGACCGGCGAGUCGAGCAGCGGUCGGACGCCAAUUACGCCUCAGGAUGGGAGCGAACUGAGUUUCUCGCGGGAGCGUGCGAGGGAGAAGGAGAGGGCGCAGGGUGCAGGCCCUGGGGCGAGUGCGGCGGCGGUACGGAGAGGGCAUCGCAAGAGCUCCAGUCUGACGUUCGCGGAGGUGGAGGCCCAGAGGGGCCGCGCUGACCGUGAUCGUGAUCGUAAUCGCGAGGAGAAGAAGGAGGAGAGCGUUGAGGAUACGACUACAGCUGAGAAUAGGAGGAGGCAGCGGAGAAGAAGUGAAGCGAUGGCGGCUUUAGAGCUCGGGAAAAUCGUCAAUGGUCGGCCUCCUACUGACCAUGAUGACGAUGACGAUCGUCCGAUGGACAACAUGCCUCCGCGGAUGAGCAUGAUGAACAACAUGAUGGGCGUACCACCGACAGGCCCCAUGAACAUGAACACGCUCUCCUCUCCGAUGCCCUGGUCAAAUCCACAGGCUCCCAUGAUGAACCCACAGCAGUUCAUGUUCACGCCCGUCCCGCCAAACGCAGACCCGUCGUUCCUCGCGGCCCACCAGCAAGCCAUGAUGUUCGCGAAGCACGCAUACCAGAUGGCAGUCGUGCAGCAGGCGAUGGCGGCCGCCGAAGAAGAAUGGGAGCGCGGCUCCACCGCGGCGACGAGCAUGCUCAAUGGCGGCGGCGGGCGCGCAAGCACGUUCGGCGUCGGGUCUGCGCCCAUGACACCGAUGGGGUAUGGCAUGGGCAUGCCUGGGAUGAGCCCAAUGGGGAACAUGAACAUGCCGUGGCCAGGGAUGAUGGGCGGCUUCCCGUCGAGCGCACAGUCGAUGUACGCGGGGAGCGUCGCAGGGAGCGAGCUCGGCACGAACACGCGGGGCCAGGGCUGGGGCUCACGCAGCGCGUACGGCGACCCGUCCGCGGGCGAGCGCACGUCGAUGUUCCGCGGGCCGACGUAUGGCUCGCAGCAGCCGGGCAUGCCUCCGCGGUCUGCAAGCUCCAACAGCGUCCAGACUGGCAGCGUGCCGCAGCGCCCCGGGCCACGCCCGAGGACGAGGACGGGCCCGCCGGGACCUGUGAGCAGCGCGAAGCGGGAGCAGGUGCCGCCCCUGCCGCCGUCGAGUUGGAAGGCGGGCUCAAAACCUGCAUAG